Chinchilla lanigera (long-tailed chinchilla) is the source of this 3243-nucleotide messenger RNA. It is a transcript of the gene Gramd1a, whose product is annotated as GRAM domain containing 1A. Gene Ontology annotation, cellular component: plasma membrane; endoplasmic reticulum-plasma membrane contact site; endoplasmic reticulum membrane. The record is from RefSeq and is a predicted model, not a curated record. NCBI's taxonomy places the organism in Eukaryota, Metazoa, Chordata, Mammalia, Rodentia, Chinchillidae. The coding region runs from base 657 to 2870 and encodes 737 amino acids. Gene Ontology annotation, molecular function: sterol binding; sterol transfer activity. The transcript is spliced from 20 exons. Gene Ontology annotation, biological process: intracellular sterol transport.
UGUCUCAAAAUAAAAAAAUAAAAAGUGUUGGGACUAUAGUUCAGCGUGAAGGUCCUGGGUUCAUUUCCCAGUGUGGAGGAAAAUAAAGGCAAGAGAAGCAGCCUGGACAGAGGAAAGGCAUUGCUAAAACUAGGAAGCAGGACGGACAAGUUUGAAAAGUCCCUCCUGGUGGAGGGGACUGUGUGCACCCCUGUCUGCACGCCAGAAUCCGUCAGUGCCCCCAGAAUUGUAAUACUACUCUGAAAGAAAGCUGCUGUGUAUCCUUUGUCAAGUGGUUCGGCCACAGAGUUGUUUGAGGAAUAAUACAAUUAAUCAGGAGGAGAGCUUGACAUAGUUCCUGAUAAGGAGUCAACAAUGAAUGUGCCUUUAAAGGUCCCGACGCCUCACAGCCCUUAUUACAGUUUGUAAUCUCACAGUCACCUGAGGGUUCUGUUUGUUUAACAUCUGCCUCCUGCCAGAAGGUUAACUCUCCCAGGGCACCGGCACUACCUGAUGGUUUCCGCUUGCCCAGCUCCCGCCAGCGCAGGGCGGUUCAUCCAGUCAUUGAUGUUUACUAAGAUUUAUAUGUCCUGUAAGUAGGGUGCUAGGGACACCGUGGCAACCAAGACCUACUGCAGUUCAGUCUGAGGCCAGCAAUAAACAAACUGAAAAAACAAAUGGUGGCGGGGAGGCACCGAGUCCAGGCCUCAGACUGCGCAAGGAGCACCACGCCCCACUCUGGCCGGAGCUCGCCGAGCAGCUCCCCAUCCCUCCGGAAGCGGCUGCAGCUCUUACCCCCAAGCCGGCCACCCCCUGAGCCCGAAACAGGCACCAUGGUGGAGAAGGGGUCGGACAGCUCCUUGGAGAAGGGUGGGGUGCCUGGGACCCCCAGCACCCAGAGUCUGGGCAGCCGGAACUUCAUCCGUAACAGCAAGAAGAUGCAGAGCUGGUACAGUAUGCUAAGCCCCACGUACAAACAACGCAAUGAGGACUUCCGGAAACUGUUCAGCAAACUUCCCGAGGCGGAGCGCCUCAUUGUGGAUUACUCCUGCGCCCUGCAGCGUGAGAUCCUCCUCCAGGGCCGCCUCUAUCUCUCUGAGAACUGGAUCUGCUUCUACAGCAAUAUCUUCCGCUGGGAGACCACAAUUUCCAUCCAGUUGAAGGAAGUGACGUGUCUGAAGAAGGAAAAGACGGCCAAGCUCAUCCCCAAUGCCAUCCAGAUCUGUACGGAGAGUGAGAAGCAUUUCUUCACCUCCUUUGGGGCCCGUGACCGCUGCUUCCUCCUCAUCUUCCGCCUCUGGCAGAACGCGCUGCUGGAGAAGACGCUGAGUCCCCGCGAGCUCUGGCACCUGGUGCAUCAGUGCUAUGGGUCCGAGCUGGGCCUCACCAGCGAGGAUGAAGAUUAUGUCUCCCCCCUGCAGCUGAAUGGUCUGGGGAGCCCCAAGGAGGUGGGAGAUGUGAUCGCCCUGAGUGACAUCACCCCCUCAGGGGCCACCGAGCACAGCCAGGAGCCGAGCCCCGUGGGGUCCCGCCGCGGCCGAGUUACGCCCAACCUUUCCCGGGCCAGCAGCGAUGUGGCAGAGGAGGACAAGGAGGAGCAGCCGGACAACCAGCUAGAUGCCUCCUCCAGCCAGACGGUGACCCCAGUGGCAGAGCCCCUGGGUGCAGAGCCCGCCCCACCCGAAGGGCCCACCUCCCUGGGGCCCUUGGACCUGCUGCCCAGGGAGGAGCUGCUGACGGACACCAGUAACUCUUCUUCAUCCACAGGGGAAGAAGGUGAGGCAGCUGACCUGGCUGCCCUGCUUCCUGAUCUCUCUGGCCGGCUCCUCAUCAACUCUGUCUUCCACGUGGGUGCCGAGCGGCUGCAGCAGAUGCUCUUCUCAGACUCGCCCUUCCUCCAGGGCUUCCUCCAGCAGUGCAAAUUCACAGAUGUGACCUUGAGCCCCUGGAGUGGGGACAGCAAGUGCCACCAGCGCCGGGUGCUGACAUACACUAUCCCCAUCAGCAACCCCCUGGGUCCCAAGAGUGCCUCGGUGGUGGAGACACAGACGCUGUUCCGGCGCGGCCCGCAGGCAGGCGGCUGCGUGGUGGACUCGGAGGUGCUGACGCAGGGCAUUCCCUACCAGGACUACUUCUACACCGCCCACCGCUACUGCAUUCUGGGCCUGGCCCGGAACAAGGCCCGGCUCCGGGUGUCCUCAGAGAUCCGCUACCGGAAGCAGCCGUGGAGCCUUGUCAAGUCCCUCAUUGAGAAGAACUCAUGGAGUGGCAUUGAAGAUUAUUUCCACCACCUGGAGCGAGAGCUAGCCAAGGCCGAGAAGCUGUCCCUGGAGGAAGGCGGGAAGGAUGCCCGGGGCUUGCUGUCAGGCCUGCGGAGGCGGAAGCGGCCCCUCAGCUGGAGGGGUCACGGUGACGGGCCCCAGCACCCAGACCCUGACCCCUGCGCCCGGGCUGGCAUGCACACCUCAGGCUCCCUCAGCUCCCGUUUCUCAGAGCCGUCCAUGGACCAGGGCCCUGGGGCAGGCAUCCCCAGCGCCCUGGUUCUCAUCAGCAUUGUGAUCUGUGUGAGCCUCAUCGUCCUCAUUGCCCUCAACGCCCUUCUUUUCUACCGCCUCUGGUCCCUGGAGAGGACAGCCCACACCAUCGAGUCCUGGCACAGCCUGGCCCUGGCCAAGGGCAAAUUCCCCCAGACGGCCACAGAGUGGGCUGAGAUCCUGGCCCUGCAGAAGCAGUUCCACAGUGUGGAGGCGCACAAGUGGAGGCAGAUCCUGCGGGCUUCUGUGGAGCUCCUGGAUGAGAUGAAGUUCUCGCUGGAGAAGCUGCAUCAAGGCAUCACAGUCUCAGACCCUCCCUUUGACACCCAGCCGCGGUCCGAUGACAGCUUCUCCUGAGGAUACCUGGCCACACAGCUGCCCCCCGAAACCGACAGAAGGACACACAGAGCCCCGGCGGCCACUGCUGGCAUGGUGUGAGCGCCGGGAGCCUCCUACUGCCCCCACCCCUUCCCUGUGGCCUGGCCAGGGGCCACACAGAACUGGGGACCACAACCAAGAUGCACUUUAGACCAGCGUGUGCGAGUCCAGCUGCCAUCACCUGUCUGGCCAGGGAGCUGGCCUGGCCCUUGGCAGGCCCCCCACUAACUUAUUUUGCCCAGCUGGGGUUGUGGGGGGGCACCCCGUGGGGUGCACUAUUCCCUCAGCUCUGGGUUUAAUGUAUUAUAUUUAUUUGGGGCUGACAGAGCUCCAAUAAAGGGUUGGAAAUGGC